UCCGUACACGUGAUGUCCAUCAUGGCAGCCCCCGAGUAUGCACCCACACUGUUGUAAACUAAAGACAGCACAAGCUGUUUCCUUGUGGUUGUUUUAGAUAUGCGGUAUUUAUUACGGCUGGGGCCGUCUUUUACCAACUUAAAUGUCCGCUGGUGUCACCAAAGUGUGUACAACAGCAAUGGUACUAUCCGCAAAGUUGCAGUGGAUUUAGGACACAAGUGAAAAACUGGAGAUCUCCACUGGGCGUUUUGCGAGGUUCGCUGAUGGAGCUGCUGUGGUCCAGCUGGGAGACACCUCUGUGAUGGUGACUGCAGUCAGCAAGACCAAACCCUCGCCAUCUCAGUUCAUGCCUCUUGUUGUGGACUACAGGCAGAAGGCCGCUGCAGCAGGUCGCAUCCCCACCAACCACCUGAGACGAGAGCUAGGCACCACGGACAACGAGAUCCUCACCAGUAGACUCAUAGAUCGGGCUAUCAGACCUCUGUUUCCUGCUGGUUAUUUCUACGACACCCAGGUUCUGUGUAACCUGCUAGCUGUGGAUGGUGUUAAUGAUCCAGAUGUAUUGGCAAUCAAUGGAGCCUCUGCAGCUCUGGCCAUGUCAGACAUCCCCUGGAACGGACCCAUCGGUGCGGUGCGGGUGGGUUUGGUGGAAGGAGAGUUCCUAAUCAACCCUACUAGGAAGGAGAUGGGCUCCAGCUCUCUCAAUCUCAUACUGGCCGGAGCUCCCAGCAGUCAAGUUGUGAUGAUUGAGGCAUCGGCGGAGAACGUGCUGCAACAGGAUUUCUGCCACGCGGUGAAGGUUGGCGUGAAACACACCCAGCAGAUCAUACACGCCAUCCAGCAGCUGUGUCGAGAGAAGAAGGUCACGAAGCGCACCCCCGUCAAGAUGUUCUCUGCCCCAGGAGACAUGGUGGAGCACGCCCGACAGUUAUCCGCAGAUAGAAUCUACUCCGUUUUCAAAGACUCUUCCCAUGAUAAGAUUUCUAGAGACGAUGCAAUCAACAAAGUACGACUCGAAACAGAGGAAGCACUGAAAGUGAAAUACCCUCAAGCAGAGCUCUUUGAGGUCAUGGAGUGCUUCAACACUGUGAGCAAAGACAUCUUCCGCAAUCUGGUGCUUCACGAAUAUAAGAGGUGUGAUGGCCGAGACCUGACAGCACUGAGGAACAUCUCCUGUGAGGUGGACGUAUUGAAACCACUCCACGGCUCUGCCUUGUUCCAGAGAGGACAAACACAGGUACUCUGUGGCGUAACGUUUGAUUCCCUGGAAUCCACUGUAAAAGCUGACCUCAUCACGACAGCUCUAAGUGGUAUAAAAGACAAGAACUUUAUGCUCCAUUAUGAAUUCCCGCCAUACGCUACCAAUGAGAUAGGCAAGAUGGGGGGUAUAAAUCGGAGAGAGCUUGGUCAUGGGGCCCUUGCGGAGAAGUCUCUGAGACCAGUCAUUCCCAAAGACUUUCCUUUUACCAUCAGAGUCACUGCUGAGGUGCUGGAGUCCAACGGUUCCUCUUCUAUGGCCUCGGCUUGUGGAGGAAGUCUUGCUCUUAUGGAUGCAGGUGUGCCUAUCUCCUCUGCUGUGGCCGGCGUAGCCAUUGGUCUCAUCUCCAAGCCCAGCCCAGAGAAGCCAAAUGAGAUACAGGAUUACAGAUUACUCACUGACAUUCUGGGAAUAGAGGACUACCUGGGGGACAUGGACUUCAAAAUGGCUGGAACAAUCAAGGGUAUCACUGCCUUACAGGCUGAUGUAAAAAUACCAGGCUUGCCCCUGAAACUGGUCAUGGAGGCUAUCCAGCAAGCUACAGUGGCUAAGAAGGAGAUCCUUGCCAUCAUGAACAAGAGUAUAGGGAAACCCAGGAACACCAGGAAGGAGAACGGCCCCGUUAUUGAGAAUGUGCGGGUGCCUGUUUCCAGAAGGUCUCGGUUUGUUGGUCCCGGAGGAUACAACCUCCGCAGGCUCCAGGCUCAAACAGGUGUGACAAUAAGCCAAGUGGACGAGGAGACCUUCUCUGUGUUUGCUCCAACGCCGGGGGCCAUGAACGAAGCACAGGACUUCAUUACUGAUGUUUGCAAAGAUGAUCAAGAACAGCAGUUAGAGUUUGGUGCUGUCUACACUGCCUCCAUCAUUGAAAUAAGGGAUAUCGGAGUCAUGGUGAAACUGUACCCCAAUAUGAGCGCUGUUCUCCUCCACAACUCGCAGCUGGAUCACAAAAGGAUCAAACAUCCUUCAGCGCUAGGUUUAGAAGUUGGACAACAGAUACAGGUCAAGUAUUUUGGACGAGAUCCGACUGACGGCAGAAUGAGGCUUUCGCGAAAGGUUCUUCAAUCCCCCGCGGCAAGCCUGGUGAAGAAACUCAGCGAGAAACAGAGCAUCAGCAUGGCAACGGGAGAGGGACAGGCCCCCGGGACCCCUUCUUGAUGGGCCCAAUGGGACAUUGUGUACUGUCCAUAGUCUAUGACCGUUGUCCUCACAUCAGGCGUAAACGGAUAGGACAGAAGUGUAAAUAGAGCAACAAACUGAGGAGAGUUUGUCUCCAGGCCUGUGAUGUUAUGUUUUAGAAUAAGGUUUGUUUUGUCUUUACAUCAUGCUUUGGAAUUAAAGUAUUAACUUUUUUUGUA
Molecule: messenger RNA, 2616 nt
Organism: Gadus morhua (Atlantic cod)
Lineage: Eukaryota; Metazoa; Chordata; Actinopteri; Gadiformes; Gadidae
Gene: pnpt1
Product: polyribonucleotide nucleotidyltransferase 1
Exons: 28
Coding region: 302-2416 (704 amino acids)
Biological process (GO): mitochondrial mRNA catabolic process; mitochondrial RNA 3'-end processing
Cellular component (GO): cytosol; mitochondrion
Molecular function (GO): polyribonucleotide nucleotidyltransferase activity; RNA binding; 3'-5'-RNA exonuclease activity
Source: RefSeq, a predicted model, not a curated record